Molecule: messenger RNA, 969 nt
Organism: Urocitellus parryii (Arctic ground squirrel)
Lineage: Eukaryota; Metazoa; Chordata; Mammalia; Rodentia; Sciuridae
Product: olfactory receptor 52A5-like
Biological process (GO): G protein-coupled receptor signaling pathway
Cellular component (GO): plasma membrane
Molecular function (GO): olfactory receptor activity; G protein-coupled receptor activity
Source: RefSeq, a predicted model, not a curated record
AUGCCAUUUGCCAAUGGCACCUGCUUCAAGCCAUCCGUYUUCACUCUCAUUGGAAUUCCAGGCCUUGAAUCAGUGCAACACUGGGUUGGGAUUCCAUUCUUCAUUUCUUUUAUUCUGGCCACCUUUGGAAAUGCUCUGCUCGUCACCAUCAUUCGCAUUGAGCAUAGUCUCCAUGAGCCCAUGUAUAUUUUUUUAGCUGUAUUAGCCGCUACUGACCUAGGCCUGACCUUCUGCAUUACCCCUAAAAUGCUGGCCAUCUUUUGGCUUCAGUCAAGAGAGAUUCACUUUGACUCCUGUCUGAUUCAGAUGUAUUUUACACACACUUUCCAGUGCAUGGAGUCUGGCAUUCUCCUGGCCAUGGCCUUUGACAGAUAUGUGGCUAUCUGUGAGCCCUUAAGGCAUUCUGCCAUUCUCACUAAGAAGGUACUAAUCACCAUUAUAAUGGCAGUGACCCUUCGAGCCUCUAUCAUCAUCAUCUUGUGUCCACUUCUAAUUAAGUUGCGCCUCAAGCAUUUCCGGACCACAGUCAUCUCUCACUCCUACUGUGAGCAUAUGGCUGUGGUAAAGCUGGCGGCAGAAAAUGUCAGAGUCAACAAAGCAUAUGGACUGUUUGUGGCUUUCUCGGUCCUUGGAUUUGAUGUGAUCUUCAUUUUCUUAUCCUACGCCUUCAUCUUCCAGGCUGUGUUUAAGUUGCCACAGAAGGAGGCACGAUUCAAGGCAUUCAACACCUGCACAGCCCACAUCUUUGUCUUUCUUCAGUUCUAUAUUCUCACAUUUUUUACAUCCUUCAUACACAGAUUUGGCUUCAAUGUUGCUCCCUAUGUGCAUAUUCUGCUGUCCAACCUUUACCUGCUUGUUCCGCCGCUGCUUAACCCUAUUGUCUAUGGAGUGAAGAACAAACAAAUCCGAGAGGAAGUGAUCAAAAUUUAUGUAAUCAAAACUAAUAAUGCUUUUUAUAAUUUUGUAUAA